This is a messenger RNA of Symbiodinium sp. CCMP2456, 436 nucleotides long. NCBI's taxonomy places the organism in Eukaryota, Dinophyceae, Suessiales, Symbiodiniaceae. The record is from the annotation of a GenBank genome assembly.
GUCCGACUCUACCCGACAGCUCAGGGCCGAAAUUGAGGCACUGCGGAGGGGCUUCGUCCAGGAGGGCCAAGAGAGAGACGACCAGAUCGCCGCGACGCGUGCCGAUCUGUUUGAGCACCGCCGGUUGGUCUCCGAUCGGCUUACCACAGCAGAUCGAGAGAUCCGGCGAUUGGCCGAGUCGCUGGAGUUGCAACGCCUAGCGCCGCCACCCCCGAGCAUGCCUACGGCGCAGUUGCAGGCACUUUGGGACGAAGUCUCACGGCUGACGGAGCGAUCCCAGCGCCUUGAGGCAGAGGUCAAACAGGACCUGGACGCUAACGCAGCUUGCCAGUCUUUGCCGGUCAAUGGGGCAGCGCGAAAGGCUGCCCUGGAUGCCGUGGCCAAGCUCGAGGCUGCUGCCAAAGCCCUUUCGCAAAGCUGUGCGAAUAGCAUCGCA